Euleptes europaea (tarantolino) is the source of this 516-nucleotide messenger RNA. It is a transcript of the gene ACP1, whose product is annotated as acid phosphatase 1. Lineage: Eukaryota; Metazoa; Chordata; Lepidosauria; Squamata; Sphaerodactylidae. Gene Ontology annotation, cellular component: cytoplasm. The coding region runs from base 28 to 501 and encodes 157 amino acids. Gene Ontology annotation, molecular function: non-membrane spanning protein tyrosine phosphatase activity; acid phosphatase activity. The transcript has 6 exons. The record is from RefSeq and is a predicted model, not a curated record. Gene Ontology annotation, biological process: protein dephosphorylation.
ACCUCACCAACGGGCUUCUGGGCGAGCAUGGCGGCCGAGGGGAGGUCUGUCUUGUUCGUGUGUCUGGGGAAUAUUUGCAGAUCGCCUAUAGCAGAAGCUGUAUUCAGAAAGCUUGUCAUUGAUCAGAAUGCUGAAAACAAGUGGAGGAUAGACAGUGCAGCAACAUCUACGUAUGAAAUAGGAAACCCUCCAGAUUAUCGAGGCCAGAAUUGCAUGCGGAAACAUGGCAUUACUAUGAAUCAUAUUGCCAGGCAGAUUACGAAGGAUGAUUUCCUGACAUUUGAUUAUAUACUUUGUAUGGAUGAAAGCAAUUUACGAGAUCUGAAAAGGAAAAGCAAUCAAAUUCAGAACUGUAAAGCUCAAAUUGAACUGUUGGGCAGCUAUGAUCCCCAGAAACAGCUUAUUAUCGAAGAUCCAUAUUAUGGGAAUGAUGAAGAUUUUAGUACUGUUUAUGAACAAUGCCUUAGAUGCUGUAAAGAGUUUUUAGAGAAACCUCAUUAACAUGCUGAAGUGGUC